AAACUUCCAACUAUUUCAAAUCUUUUCUUUCUUAUAUUUAUGUUCACCUCAACUCACAUUUCUCCCACAAACAUCCUCUUCAUCUUCACGAGUUUAAUAACCUUCAAAUCCUCUGUUUCUCUGUUACCUUAACAAAUAAAAAACCUCACUUUCUGCUCAUUUAUUGCUGCAUACCUGUUGUGUCCACUUGUUUGUCAGUUCAUACAUUCUGUUGUUUACUUUCACCAUUUUUGCUCCUUUUUUUUUUUUUACUUGUUUUUACUUGUAAUGUAACUUCUUCAUCUACUGUCAACAUUAUUACCCAGUUGUUUUAAUCUCUUCAAAAUCAUUUCUUUUGCUAUUUUCUCACAUGGGUGUUCGCUAAUUUCUCAUUUCAUAACUGUUUUUGGAAAAUGCCCAUUUGUUUUAAUCUGUUCUAGAACAUUCCUACUGUGAUUUUCUGAGAUGGGUUUGCGUUAGUUUUUACUCAACAGUUGUUUUCCGGUGUUUUUGGUGAUGCCCAUUUGCCUAAACUUGCGUUAAACCAGUUUUAUUGAUUUUUUCAGCUAUGGAUUUUCGCUAAUUUCUCUUUUUCAGAGUUGUUUUUCUGUGUUUUUGGGAGAUGCCCAUUUGCUCAAACUUGUUCUAGAGUAUUCUAAAUCAAAUUUGUGAUAAUGGGUCUUCGCUAAAUUUGUUGUUUUUGUGUUAAAAAUCUUAGUUUUCUUGAAUUUGAGGUGGGUUUUUUUUUUUUUUUUUUUGAGUGAUUUAGCUUGUGAAGUUAGACCAUGUAAUUGAUCCUUGAGAUAUAGUUCCACUUUGAUAUUGUGUAUUUGAGUAGUUUUUUUUUUUGGUGAGUGGUUGUUGAUCAGGUCAUUUUAUUGGUGCUAAUUGAGGUGCAAUUUUUGAUGGGUAUGAAGUGUGUUGCAGUUAGCCCCUAGUUGUGAGUUUAGUUGAUGGAAUUUGCUAAUCUACUCCGCUAAUUAUCAUCCUCCUAUAUUUUGCCAUGAACUUAACUCGCUAAUCUUCUUUGUCUAACCUAGUUAUGGAGCUCAAGUAAGCAAUAGAAACUUGUUAGCUCUUAAAUCAAUUUGAUCAAGUACUAUUCUUUCAUUCAUUUAUAGGUUCAGGUUUACUAAGAUGUAAGCCUCUCCAAUUUUACACUAUCCAAUGAACCAAAAAUUUUGUUGCCUAAAUAAUGAUUGCUUAUCAAUAGCUUUCUACCCAUGAUUAUCUGGGAAGUAUCUUUUUUCAUGGAAACUUGAUUAUAGUAUCCGCCUCUCGAGUCACUUAGAACUAUUGAGUGAGUUUAGGCCUUGUGUUAAGUAUAUCCUUAAAAGGAAGGAGGGAGGCUCGUGGGGCUCGUAAACUUGAUUGAUCAUGGAGGAAACCUUUGUUCCCUUUCGCGGAAUUAGGAAUGAUCUCAAAGCAAGACUUCUUUGUUACAAGGAAGAUUGGACUGGAGGACUUCGUGCUGGAAUUCGGAUUUUGGCUCCAACAACUUAUGUCUUCUUUGCUUCCUCAAUUCCAGUCAUAUCUUUUGGUGUACAGCUUGAAAGAACAACUGAUGGAUCUUUGACUGCAGUUCAUACCCUAGCUUCAACUGCUGUAUGUGGCAUUAUCCAUUCGAUCAUUGGAGGACAGCCGCUGCUCAUUCUAGGGGUAGCUGAACCGACAGUUCUAAUGUAUACAUUUAUGUACAACUUUGCCAAGGAGAGGAAAGAAUUGGGACACAGGCUAUACUUGGCCUGGACCGCCUGGGUAUGCGUAUGGACAUCCCUUCUGCUUUUCCUGUUGGCCGUAUUGGGAGCAUGCUCCAUUAUCAAUAGAUUUACACGCAUAGCUGGUGAGCUAUUCGGACUGCUCAUUGCAAUGCUCUUCAUGCAGCAGGCAAUUCGGGGAGCUGUAGAGGAGUUCCGUAUACCUGAGAGGGAAAAUCCAAACCAGACUGCAUUUCAUCCUUCUUGGCGUUUUGGCAAUGGAAUGUUUGCAUUGGUUCUGUCCUUUGGCCUUCUUAUAACUGCAUUAAGAAGUCGUAAAGCUAGAUCCUGGCGUUAUGGUACAGGUUGGCUACGUGGGCUUAUUGCGGAUUAUGGUGUCCCAAUUAUGGUGCUGGUAUGGACUGCUAUAUCUUACAUACCAGCUCAUGAUGUUCCAAAAGGGAUUCCUAGGCGUCUUUUCAGUCCAAAUCCGUGGUCUCCUGGUGCUUACUCAAACUGGACUGUCAUCAAGGACAUGCUGAAUGUCCCUGCACUGUACAUUGUUGGAGCAUUUAUCCCAGCCACCAUGAUUGCUGUUCUCUAUUAUUUUGAUCAUAGUGUUGCUUCUCAGUUGGCCCAACAAAAGGAGUUUAAUUUGAAGAAACCUUCCUCAUAUCAUUAUGAUCUCCUUCUCCUUGGUUUUCUGGUCAUUUUUUGUGGUCUUAUUGGUAUCCCCCCCUCAAAUGGAGUUAUUCCUCAAUCUCCCAUGCAUACAAGAAGCUUGGCUACGCUCAAACACCGGCUGAUGAGGAACAAGCUUGUAGUAGCAGCAAAAAAUAGUAUUGAGAAGAAUUCAAACUUGGGUCAGUUAUACAAAAGCAUGCAAGAAGCUUACAAUGAAAUGCAGACUCCUCUUGUCUAUCAGAUACCACCGUCUUCUCUGGGACUCAAGGAAUUGAAAGAAUCAACAAUUCAGAAGUUUUCAAGUAAUGGUGACAUUGACGCACCAGUUGAUGAAACUGUUUUUGAUGUAGAUAAGGACAUUGAUGAUCUUUUACCCAUUGAAGUAAAAGAACAACGUCUCAGCAAUUUCCUUCAGGCGAUAAUGGUGGGUGGCUGUGUUGCAGCUAUGCCUGUCUUAAAAAAAAUCCCUACAGCAGUUCUUUGGGGAUACUUUGCGUUCAUGGCCAUUGAAAGCUUACCAGGAAAUCAGUUUUGGGAUAGAAUAUUGUUACUCUUCACUGCUCCUGGUCGACGAUAUAAGGUGCUUGAGGAGCAGCAUGCAACUUUCAUUGAGACAGUUCCCUUCAAAACGAUUGCACUCUUUACGAUCUUUCAGACUGUAUACUUGCUGCUGUGUUUUGGCAUAACAUGGAUCCCAGUGGCAGGAGUUCUUUUUCCCUUGUUGAUUAUGCUUCUUGUUCCAGUUAGGCAGUAUCUUUUACCCAGAUUUUUCAAGGGAGCCCAUCUUCAGGAUUUGGAUGCAGCUGAAUAUGAGGAGGCACCUGCCAUUACCUACAAAAUGUCGUUUCAAGGUCAAGAUCCACAAGCUUCUGUGACUAAGAUAGAAAAUCGGGAAUUCCUUGAUGAAAUUAUGACAAGGAGUAGAGGUGAGAUCCGCAACAUUCAAAGUCCAAAGAUAACCAGCACUACCCCGGUUUCCCAAGAGAAUUUGAGGCAUGCUUUUAGCCCCGGGAUGUCUCAGAGAUUACACAGUCCUCGAAUUACUGAACUGAGGAAGGGGAAAAGUCCUGGAAUGAGCCCAGAAGGGGUUGAGAUAAUGGAGGUCCCCAGUCCUCAACCUUCGCUGCUUGGAAGAAAUGGUCAUGCAUCAUCUUCGAGCUAAGAAGCCUAUUUCUCUACAUACUAUAGCUGUUUGUGAAAGUGCUUGAGAGGCGUAUUAAUAUAUACCAUUAUAUUUAGUGCUUAGUGAUUCUAAUUCUAACAGUCAUAUCUGUGUGGCUUUUCUGUUGUAAUGAUAUGUCAAAAAGAUGAUGGAUAGACAUACUUAUGGAAAUGAAGAAGCAUUUAUCAAAAUUUUCUCUCUA
Messenger RNA from Beta vulgaris subsp. vulgaris (sugar beet), 3724 nucleotides. Its product is annotated as probable boron transporter 2. The record is from RefSeq and is a predicted model, not a curated record. Gene Ontology annotation, biological process: transmembrane transport; monoatomic anion transport; monoatomic ion homeostasis. The transcript is spliced from 12 exons. Gene Ontology annotation, molecular function: solute:inorganic anion antiporter activity. Bases 1357 to 3522 code for a protein of 721 amino acids. Gene Ontology annotation, cellular component: plasma membrane. NCBI's taxonomy places the organism in Eukaryota, Viridiplantae, Streptophyta, Magnoliopsida, Caryophyllales, Amaranthaceae.